Scheffersomyces stipitis CBS 6054 is the source of this 2241-nucleotide messenger RNA. It is a transcript of the gene TIP39, whose product is annotated as mRNA splicing protein. Gene Ontology annotation, cellular component: U2-type post-mRNA release spliceosomal complex. The transcript has a single exon. Lineage: Eukaryota; Fungi; Ascomycota; Pichiomycetes; Serinales; Debaryomycetaceae. Gene Ontology annotation, molecular function: nucleic acid binding. The coding region runs from base 1 to 2241 and encodes 746 amino acids. Gene Ontology annotation, biological process: spliceosomal complex disassembly. The record is from RefSeq and is a predicted model, not a curated record.
AUGUCGUUUCUGGGACUCGCAUUUACCAAAGCAAGUAAUAAUAAUUCCAAUAAUGAUACGACUAAUAAUAAUGUGGGUAGUAAACCCUUCAGUAUGAUGGCAGCAGCAGUUAGAGAUGGAUAUUCAGAUUAUGAAGAGGAGAUGGAGGAAGAUGUAGUUGUACAUAACAAUGAGAGAGACCUGAAGUCAAAGUUUGCGUCACCUACAGAAUCAUUUAACAAGAAUGCCGCUUGGCUCAACCCACCGACGGCAGUGAAUUCCAAUUUUCAGAAGUAUGGAAUAGGUGCACAACUCUUGGUUAAAAUGGGAUAUCAAGUAGGCAAGGGUCUCGGAGCUAAUGAAGAAGGUAUUGUUAAUCCAAUAGAGACUAUGUUGCGGCCAAAGGGAUUGGGUGUAGGUGGUAUACGAGAAAGAAAGGAUUCAAAUCGAAAGAAGGGGAACGAUGAUGUCGAUAUGGAUAUCGAAAGCAGUGACGAUGAACUGACAUCAUUACAAAAGAGAGAAUCGAUUAACUUAUACAGUAUUGUAGAAGAGUUGGAAUUGAAAAAUAUGACUGUUCCCAAAAAGUACAUCGAAUUGUCUGAUCAGUACUCUCAAAAUCAGUACUCAGAGGAUCUAUACGAUCAAGUUAAAGAGGCAUACAAUCAACUCAGCAGAAUAUCAGAAGAACUCAAUUCGCUUGAUCAACAAGAAAAGUUCAUAACAUAUCAGUUAAAGGAUAUAAAUCUCAAGUCAAAUACCCUUGAAUCAGAACUUUCUUCCACUGUCGUCACGUUAGAGAAAAUUGAAGAAACAUUACCGAUUCUACAGAACACGAAAGAUUCCAUCGCAAUAAUUAAAGAAGUGGAUAUACUACUUCGUUCAAUAUUGGAAACACCACUGAAAUCAUAUCCCAACAUUAGUUCAUUGUGUGGGAGCAUAGUUGCUGUGGCUAUACCAUUACUCUUCAAUGAUGGAAACAUUGAUGAGAAAAGUUCGAGCUUCAAUACAUUAGCCGAAUGGUCGAUCAUCUAUAGAGAAGUAGAAAAAAGUGCACUGUCAGAAUUGUCGUUUUUUGAUUCCUUGAUCUAUCCCCAAAUUGCAAAUCAAAUAUCGAAGACUAUUUCCCUGACGAUACCUGCAGAAGAAAGGAGUAUUCAAAUAUUGAACUAUUUGCAAUUCUGGCUUGAGUCACCGAUUAUCAUAAACCCACAAUUUUGCAUUCAAGAAAAGCUCAUGCUGGAACUAGUAAUUCCCUUCAUAUCUGAAUCAAUAGAUCAAUGGAACCCGCUUGAUCCUAAAGAUUCGUCUCCGACCUUUCUUAUUGAUUAUCUUGCCGGAGUAGUUGACGGUGAUAUUUCUUUAUUUGAAGAGAUUUUACAAAAUGUAAAUCAAAAAUAUUUGGACUUCAUAAACUAUAACAAUCCCAAAUCUAUUUGGCAAAACAUUUGCAAAGCAACUCUGAUUGAAGAAAUUGCUUGGAUAGAAGAAAUCAACAAAUUUACCAAAGUAUGGAUUCCUCUUUUCAAGGAAUACCCACAAUUAGAUUUUGCUGCAUCCAAUGGAACAGAACUUUUGGAAGCCUUGACAUGUGGACUACAGUUUCCUUUUAACAUUCGCUCGGAUCUUCGAGUAAAAUUAUUAUUAGCAUUUGAAUUGCUUUCUUUGAUAGAAGAAAAUGAUUCUGUCAUAUUACUUCAGUUCACCUGGGGCAACAAUUGGAUUGAAUCACUCUUAAGUAUGAUUGAGGAAAAUCCAUCGAGAGUCGCAGAAAGUUACAGAGAGUGGUUUAAGUAUUUUCAAGAAACAAAGAACUCGUAUCUGGAAAGAAUACUUGAUGUGAUUAAAUGGUACCUAGAUCUUGUAUUGAAUAUUAUUGAGAAUGGGAGGGACGUUGCAAAUAAACUUCCAAAUAUUAAUGGAAAUGCACACCCAGAAAAGUCUGAAGUUUUGAAGUUGAUCCAAAAUAGCACUUCGAACGAAAAGGAAGAGCAUCGCUCUGUUCAUGGUAUUCCCGCUUACCGACUAAUGACAUCAUUCAAAGAUGUCGUGGCAGAUUACUGCUUACAGAAGGGAUUACUUUUUGGCUCCGAAAAGAACAGAGUACAUCCGACAUUAGGGUAUCCACUAUACACUAUAAAGAGUUCGAGAGGUACAAAGCUCUUCUGCUAUGCCGAUCAGGAUGUGCUUUGGAUUGCACAAAGUGGCGAAGCUAUGGAAUAUGAUCCUAUUUCGCUUGACGACUUACUACUGUAUUUAUAG